UGUUUUGUAUUUUUCUAAUGUGAGAAAUAUCUGUGUUAAAAAAGAUAUUUGUUGUUUUUUGCCUAAUUUUCUAUCUGACAAUUUGCUAGCGCAGCACAUGUACGUCAGAAAAAUGAGGCUGGUGAGCAAAAAUUUUGAUAAAGGCGCACAGGGCUCCGUGACGCUGAUACCAGAGGAGCCCGAAGACAUGUGGCACACAUACAAUCUUAUAUCCGAAGGCGAUCAAGUGCGCAGCACAACCAUACGAAAAGUGCAAAAUGAAUCGGCAACCGGCUCGUCGACCAGCAGUCGUGUACGCACCACACUUACCAUAAGCGUAGAGUCCAUAGACUUCGAUACGCAAGCAUGCAUGUUGCGCCUGAAAGGACGGAAUAUUGAGGAGAAUCAAUAUGUGAAGAUGGGUGCAUAUCACACACUCGAUUUGGAGUUGAAUCGAAAAUUUGAACUGCGCAAAGCCGAAUGGGAUACCAUAGCGUUGGAGCGCAUUGAAAUGGCCUGCGAUCCAACACAGUCCUCCGACUUGGCGGCGGUCGUAAUGCAAGAGGGUUUGGCGUAUGUGUGCCUAAUCACGGCCAGCAUGACGCUGGUGCGCUCGAAGAUCGAAGUGUCGAUACCGCGCAAACGUAAAGGACACACUCAACAGCAUGAGAAGGGUUUGGUGAAGUUCUACGACAGCGUCAUGCAGGGCAUACUCAGGCAUGUGAAUUUCGAUAUUGUCAAAUGUGUGCUAUUGGCAUCACCGGGUUUCGUGCGUGAUCAAUUCUUCGAAUAUAUGUUUCAACAGGCUGUGAAGAUUGAUAUCAAAGUAUUGUUGGAUAACAAGAGUAAAUUCAUACUCGUACGCUCGUCGUCCGGCUUCAAGCAAUCGCUAAAAGAGGUGCUGCAAGAUCCCAGUGUUAUGGUGAAAAUAUCCGAUACGAAAGCCGUGCGAGAAGUCAAAGUGCUCGAGCAAUUCUACACCAUACUGCAUACUGAGCCGGCGCGUGCAUUUUACGGUAAGAAGCAUGUGCUGGAGGCAGCCAAGGCGAUGGCGAUAGAGACAUUACUCAUUUCGGAUAAUCUCUUCCGUUGCCAAGAUGUCAGCCAGCGUAAGGAAUAUGUUAAUCUCGUCGAGUCGGUGCGCGAGGCCGGUGGCGAAGUUAAAAUAUUCUCCAGCAUGCAUAUUUCUGGCGAGCAACUCGCCAACCUCACCGGCAUUGCGGCUAUUCUACGUUUUCCCAUGCCGGAGCUGGACGACAGUGCUGAUGAAGAUGAUGAUGAUGAGGAUGAUGACUCGGUCGAUACAGAAUAAUGAUUUUUAGGCUUAGCUUUAGUUCCGCUUUUAAAUAUAAAUAAAUGUAUGUUAAAAAAUGUAGGGAUAGGAAAAUAAUAUUAUGCAAUCAAAGAAAACAUUUUGGCUCCCAUUAAAACUUACCAACUUAAAUGACAGUAAA
Molecule: messenger RNA, 1433 nt
Organism: Ceratitis capitata (Mediterranean fruit fly)
Lineage: Eukaryota; Metazoa; Arthropoda; Insecta; Diptera; Tephritidae
Gene: pelo
Product: protein pelota
Exons: 2
Coding region: 98-1291 (397 amino acids)
Biological process (GO): nuclear-transcribed mRNA catabolic process, non-stop decay; nonfunctional rRNA decay; RNA surveillance
Cellular component (GO): cytoplasm
Source: RefSeq, a predicted model, not a curated record